Messenger RNA from Aureobasidium namibiae CBS 147.97, 1080 nucleotides. RefSeq lists its product as uncharacterized. The transcript has 3 exons. The coding region runs from base 1 to 1080 and encodes 359 amino acids. Lineage: Eukaryota; Fungi; Ascomycota; Dothideomycetes; Dothideales; Saccotheciaceae. The record is from RefSeq and is a predicted model, not a curated record.
AUGGUCCUCUACGAGGACGAAUAUGGCAACACUGUUUCAAUCGGUGCCCUCAAGGGUGCCAGUAGCGGAGACGUGUACCGCUUCUGCAUUCCCAUGAUGGUCCUGACAACCUUGUCAGUCGCGUUGCGUGUAUACGUACGUGGCUAUAUGACGAAAAUUUUUGGUCUCGAGGACUGGCUCAUCAUCCCUGCAUAUAUCUUGUUCAUGGCACUUUGUAGUUGUGCGAUUCUAACAGCGGUAUGGAUCACACGUGAGGAUGUCGUGGAGCGCUUUCCCAGGGUCAUCAAACUCAUCACAGGAAAUACCGUGAUUUAUAUAGCGGACCAGAUCUUCAUCAAGAUGUCCGUGGCUGCUUACUUCUACCGCAUCUGCGAACGCUGGCAGCGCUAUGUUGUUGUUGUUACUGUCACCAUAUUUACAGCAUACAACUUUGCGUUCAUGUUUAUCAGCCUCUUCCAGUGUGGCGUGCCCACCAUCCCGAACCUUCUGAGACCAAAUUUCGAUGGUCACUGUAUCGACUGGAAUUCUAUCGUUAAACCUCUAUUGGUUGUCGGAGUUUCACUGAAUGCAGUUUGCGACUGGGUGUUUGUCCUCGCAUGCCUCCCAGUACUUACCAAGCUACGACGCAUGCCGACUGGCGAGAUGGUCUGCGUCUGCUUCUUGAUAUUCCUAGCUACUGGAGCCAGCGUUCUUUCACUGGUCCGAUUAAGAUUUCUACCUGGCACGGGCUCAGAAGUCCUGCUGUUGAGUCAAAACAGACAGUUUGCCGUAUUGUCUUUUACGGAAGCUGGAACUUCCAUCGUCACGAUUUGCAUGGCGACCUUGCACCCACUGUUCCUGGCUUGUGUCCGAAGGAGAGGAACCUCCAGAUAUCCACCAAACAGCAGUCCUAGGAAUCCCAACUCUUCCGAGCCAUGUCCAUCCGAGAAGCGAACAGCGCCCAGCAGCACGGAGGAGAUGUCGACCGAGCACUCGAGCCUUGGUCGAAUAGGCAUACUUCCUACAAUAUACGACACCGAGAUGGGCACCAUGGCCGAGCGCAAUUCACCUAGGCUCGGAUAUACCACUGACUGGACAUGA